AUGGCGGAGGAACUAUUAUUGGACAAUAAUGGAAAGAUCACAGGGCAUCUUACCAAAUCACUUCUGGCGGUCGCGUUUUUGUCCUCAUUCGGCAGCUCUAUGCUCUAUGGCUACAAUUUGGCAGUGGUCAACUCUCCUUCACAGUACAUUAAGAGCUUCUUCAAUGAGUCUAUCGUGGAGAAUUAUCACUGGAUCCCAGAUGAAGAGCUGUUGACCGUCUUAUACUCCCUCACUGUGUCAGUCUUUGCUAUUGGCGGAAUGACGGGGGCCCUACUGGUGGGCAGACUCGUUACCAAAUAUGGAAGGAGAGGGACAGUGGUGCGAUCUAGUCUGUUGGUGUUCAUAGGAGGAGCUUUAAUGGGCUUUAGCAGAGCAUGCAGGAUGCCUUCGAUGGUCAUCUUUGGACGCUUCAUCACAGGAGUACACUCAGGUAUCUCCCUCAGCGCAGUGCCAAUGUACCUUGGAGAGAUUGCACCUAAAAACCUGAGAGGCUUCCUGGGUCUUGUUCCCAGUAUUCAUAUUUGUAUGGGUGUCUUCAUUGCUCAGGUCCUGGGGCUGCAAGAACUACUGGGACAGGAAGAACACUGGCCCACACUUUUGUCCCUGGUGAUCUUUCCAACAAUAGUCCAGGUAAUGCUUCUGCCAUGGUUUCCAGAGAGUCCAAGGUACCUUCUGAUCGAAAAGGAAAAUGUUCACGCCACUAUUGCAGCAUUGAAGUGGUACCGUACUAAGGGAAAUAUUCAAGCGGAAGUUGAGGAAAUGCAGGAGGAACAACGUUCUUUGUCCUCCAUUAAGACCAUCUCUGUCUGGGGCUUGCUUUUGGACCGCACUGUCCGCUGGCAAGUCAUCACUAUUAUUGUGGUCAACAUUAGCAUGCAGCUGUCUGGUAUCGACGCGAUCUGGUUCUACACAAAUGACAUAUUUAAGAAUGCAGGAAUAUCAGAGGCUUAUAUUCAGUACACAACGGUGGGAACUGGUGCCAUCGAGGUCAUUUCUGGAGUGCUUGGAUGUUUCACCAUUGAUCGUCUGGGCAGAAAACCUCUGAUGAUUGGAGGCUUUCUUUUCAUGGGAGUCUGCUGUGCUGGAAUUACCGUGUCUGUCCUCUUCCAGACAGAGCUACCAUUCAUGCGCUAUAUCAGUGUCGGCUGCGUUGUUGGAAUUAUUGCUGGCUUCUGCAUAGGCCCAGCUGGUGUGCCGUUCCUGCUCACUGCGGAGCUGUUUAAACAGUCACACAGACCGGCUGCUUACACUGUGGCUGGAUGCCUCAACUGGUUGUCAAACUUUACCAUUGGCUUUGUCUUCCCGUUUCUUGAGAUUGCCACAGGUCCCUACUGUUAUCUGAUCUUCUGUGCCAUUUGCUUGGGAGUGGCCGUCUACAGCAUCUUCGUCAUUCCUGAGACCAAGAACAAAACUUUUAUGGAGAUUAGCCAAAUGUUUGCGUCCAGGAACAACAUACUUGAAGAGGAGUUGGUAACCACUGAUCAUUUGAAAAUGUCACUAAUGAAUGGUUAUGGGGCUCUUGAGCAACAAGAUCUACAUUAAAAAUCCAAUUGAAGAAAAAAACUAAGUUGGACUGUUUAUUUUAACUUUGCAUCUUACUUUGACUUUUUUU
This is a messenger RNA of Cynoglossus semilaevis (tongue sole), 1612 nucleotides long. Its product is annotated as solute carrier family 2, facilitated glucose transporter member 9-like. NCBI's taxonomy places the organism in Eukaryota, Metazoa, Chordata, Actinopteri, Pleuronectiformes, Cynoglossidae. The record is from RefSeq and is a predicted model, not a curated record. The transcript has 12 exons. Gene Ontology annotation, biological process: dehydroascorbic acid transport. Gene Ontology annotation, cellular component: plasma membrane. The coding region runs from base 1 to 1542 and encodes 513 amino acids. Gene Ontology annotation, molecular function: D-glucose transmembrane transporter activity.